AUGGUGUCCCAGAAUGUCGUGGCUGCAAUUGCAGCCUUUUCUUUCUUUAUCGGCUCUAGUGCAAGUCCAUGCAUACCGAACUCUUCCCUGUCUAGUGCCGCCACGACAACCUCCCUGGCGGUGAUUGAGACCGGCUCAACCGCCACCGGUGCCACGUCUACCACCGAGACUGCAUCUACUGAUAUCACAUCUACCACCGAGACUGCAUCUACUGAUAUCACGUCAACUACCGAGGCGGUUUCAUCCACCUACGCCACUUCGUCGGCCGAGGCAUCGUCCACCGCUCUCAGCACCACCGCUUACAUCUCCACGACCACUCUCGCCACGACUACAACCACCGUCGCCGAACCGGAGGUAACCCUGCUUGUUAACGGUGGCUUUGACGUCAGCCCUGCCAGCUAUAGCCCCUGGACUAUUUUCUCAGGAGCCGCCCUUGGCGGAAGCAUUGGCACCGACGACACAACGGUCCAGGGGGGUGCUCGUUCUCUCGCCAUCAGAUCGGCUUCCAGCUCUGCUGUGGUCGUGGCCCAGGUACUCGACAAGACCCUCCUCAAGGCCGACAAGGAAUACAAGUUUUCGCUCUGGGGUCAAGUCAGCUCCUCCACUGGGUGCUCGGAUGGUAUCUACAUUUGGAUCGACGCCAACAACCUGAGCCAGGACGUUGGACCGAGGAUUCAUGCUUCUGGUGCGGAUCUUGCUGGGGGCUGGAGGUACAUGGAGGGUUCUUACACGUUUACCGAGGCCAUGCUGAGUGGAGACGACUCAAUCAGGGUCGUCAUCCAAGCACGAUGCAGUAACAGCCAGAAAGCUUGGGUUGAUACUGCACAGCUUGUGGAAGCUCGUCCUCAAACACGCUUCUCGGUACUCGAUAUGGCCAAAGUUCAUGGCAACUGCGAUGGUUGGUUUCAGGAAGUUCGGGCGCUCCUGAAACGGUCAAUCAACUCAGGCGAGGAGCUCGGGGCUUCAAUCACUAUUAACAUAGACGGUGAAGAGCUGGUGGAUAUCUGGGGUGGCUACGCGGAUAAAAGCCAAACCCACCCCUAG
Molecule: messenger RNA, 1044 nt
Organism: Fusarium vanettenii 77-13-4
Lineage: Eukaryota; Fungi; Ascomycota; Sordariomycetes; Hypocreales; Nectriaceae
Exons: 2
Coding region: 1-1044 (347 amino acids)
Molecular function (GO): hydrolase activity, acting on glycosyl bonds
Source: RefSeq, a predicted model, not a curated record